AUGUCAGUAAUACUCUGUACGGCCGGGUACGACCAUACGAUCAGGUUCUGGGAGGCCCUCAGCGGACUAUGCUCUCGCACCAUCCCUCACCCCGACUCUCAAGUCAACCGACUAUGCAUAUCACCCGACAAGCGGUUCCUCGCCGCUGCAGGACAUCAUACAGUGAAGCUCUAUGAGAUCAAGUCGACCAACCCUGCUGCGGUCUUGACUUUCGAAGGACAUACCGGCAACAUCACAGGCGUCGCAUUUCACUGCGAAGGCAAAUGGAUGGUCACGAGUUCUGAAGAUGGUACCGUCAAGAUCUGGGACACCCGAAGCGGCCACAUCCAACGCAACUACUCCCAUGGCGUACCCGUCAACGACGUCGUCAUCCACCCCAACCAAGGCGAGCUGAUCUCCUGCGACCGCGGCGGCAACGUACGGAUAUGGGAUCUCGGAGAGAACAAAUGCAGUCAUCAACUCGUGCCGGAAGAAGAUAAGAGCGUCGCUUCGGUGACGGUGGCGACUGAUGGCUCUCUCCUAUGCGCUGCGGUCAGCAACAGCAUGAGCGGCUCGGUGUAUGUGUGGCGCCUCAUCACUGUCCAUGAUGUCACGAGCCUCGUUCCUGUCACUCGCUUCAAAGCACAUGGUACCUACAUCACCCGGGUACUUCUAUCACCCGACGUCCUACAUCUCGCCACCUGCUCCGCAGACCACACCGCUCGGAUCUGGAAGGUCGACGCAGAAGGCAGCUCGCAAGCACCACAGCUUACGGACGGUGAGACCGGCGAUCGUGCGUUCGAGCUGGAGCAGGAGCUGGAUGGACAUCAGCGUUGGGUGUGGGACUGCGCCUUCUCGGCGGAUUCUGCGUACCUCGUUACGGCCUGCAGCGACCACUACGCUCGGCUGUGGGAGUUGUCGAACAAGAGCAUCAUACGCCAAUACAACGGACAUCACCGCGGAGCUGUGUGUGUGGCGCUGAACGACUAUUCGGAGACGAGGUGA
Messenger RNA from Saxophila tyrrhenica, 984 nucleotides. RefSeq names its product TOR complex subunit lst8 (gene LST8). The transcript is spliced from 4 exons. The record is from RefSeq and is a predicted model, not a curated record. Gene Ontology annotation, biological process: TOR signaling; regulation of actin cytoskeleton organization. The coding region runs from base 1 to 984 and encodes 327 amino acids. Lineage: Eukaryota; Fungi; Ascomycota; Dothideomycetes; Mycosphaerellales; Extremaceae. Gene Ontology annotation, cellular component: TORC1 complex; TORC2 complex. Gene Ontology annotation, molecular function: protein binding.